Molecule: messenger RNA, 755 nt
Organism: Rubroshorea leprosula
Lineage: Eukaryota; Viridiplantae; Streptophyta; Magnoliopsida; Malvales; Dipterocarpaceae
Source: the annotation of a GenBank genome assembly
CAAGGCAAAACAAACUCAGCGAUCACUAAACAUGGCUACACCCAAAAUCAUCACUUUUCUGUUGAUCAUUUCCAUCAUUUAUUUUGCAGGCAAGGUCGAAUCUGCUAGCAGGACUAGAUCUAGCGCAACCAACUUCAUUAAGGGUCAAUGUAGUACCACCCAGUAUCCUGCCCAGUGUGUCCAAUCUCUCUCGGUUUAUGCCUCCGUGAUAAAGCAGAGUCCACGAAAACUGGCUGAAACGGCCUUGUCUGUGAGUCUAGCUCGGGCACAGUCCGCCAAGGUCUUUGUGUCGAAGAUGGGGAAGUUCAGAGGGCUCAAGUCUAGGGAAUACAAGGCUAUUGGGGAUUGCAUUGAGGAAAUGGGAGACAGUAUAGACCGGCUCAGCAAGUCGAUCCGAGAGAUGAAGCGCGUGGGGAAUGGCAAGGGUCGAGAGUUGCAGUGGCACAUUAGCAAUGUGCAGACUUGGGUCAGUGCGGCGCUUACCGAUGAGAACACCUGCAUUGAUGGGUUCGCCGGCAGGGCUCUUGAUGGGAAGAUUAAGUCCUCUGUGAGAGCUCGUGUUGUUAAUGUUGCCCAGGUCACGAGCAACGGACUGGCGUUGGUUAACCGGUUUGCCUCCAAGCUUUGACCGGAGAUUCCCCCCCCCUCCUCCCUCCCCCUUUUUUUUUUUUUUUUGUGUGUGGGAGCUAUGAAGUUAUGGGUUUUGUUCAUGUAUGCGAAGCUUUCUAUUUUGUGGAGUCGAUAGAUAUUUUGUU